AUGCCUCCUAAGCACGUCCUCUUCUUCCCCCACGAGCGAGCCACCCUCGCAGCCGUGCACGACCUGAACGUGCGCUCCAAGUCGCGUCGCAGGCUGCACGCCCUCCUUACCGAAGUGGCAACGGUGGUACAGCGUCAUACGUCUUCGCUGGAUGGACUUGAGCGGGCUAGCAUUGGCCCGUUCGAGGACCUCGUGGAGCUCGCUGAGCGACAUGUCACUCACGCCAAGGGCAGUAUAGUCGCUGACUUGGUACUCCUGGCCACAGUCCAGAUAGGCCAGAUUCUUGUUCUGGCCGAAGACCAGCCCGCCCUCUUGUCAGAGAAGAGGUAUCCCUUGGCAUUCGGCGCUGGAUUUCUGGCAGCAGGGGUUGCCGUUGCGGCCUCGACGGUAGAUGAUAUCGUCACCCUGGGUCUGGAGGCUGUGUCAGUUGCGUUUCGUCUAGGGCUGGCUCUCCAGCGCAGGGGUAAAGACAUAGAAGAGUCAGACGAACCGUGGGCUCGAAUUGUGUCCAACGCCAUCAGCGUUUCUGACUUGGAACAAAGACUUGAAAAGUUCAAUGCUUCCCUAAGUCCAAUGAACCGGGUCUAUAUUGGCCAGGUGUUGACGGAGAGCACUGUGGUCUUUGGGCCUCCGUCCACGUUGGAUGUGUUUGCAAAGACACCAGAGUUCGCUGCGACUUCAGCACCCACAGUACUGUCUCAGGCACCGAUGCAUGGAUCUCAUUUGCCUACCAUUGAUUCUACAAGUAUUUUUACAGAUUCAGUUGGAAGAGUGGAGCUUUGGAAGCUUGCCGUGGACCAAGUCGCCCACCAGCGCAUCGAUAUAGAGGAGACAGUUGCAGCGCUGGUCAAUGACCUCCAAUCUACCAAUACCACCGAUAUAACCCUCACCAAUCUUGGUUCCACCGAGACAUCCGGAAUCACAAGCCUCCUCGAGAAGAAUUCCCUCCUCGUCCAAACCAGCCAGCUCAAUCCACCCCCCAAACCCUACGGCUCCAACCUCAACACCAUCCCAGCAGACGCAAUCGCAGUCGUCGGCAUGUCCGGCCGCUUCCCAGACAGCGACACCCUCGACGAGUUCUGGAAGCUGCUCGAGACCGCUCAAACCACACACCAGGUGAUCCCGGAAACCCGGUUCAACGUCGACGACUUCUACGACCCAACCCGCGCAAAGCACAACGCCCUUCUCGCCCGCUAUGGCUGCUUCCUCAAGAACCCUGGCGACUUUGAUCAUCGGCUAUUCAACAUUUCUCCCCGCGAGGCAAUGCAGAUGGACCCCGUGCAGCGCAUGCUGCUUAUGACUACAUACGAAGCACUCGAGAUGGCGGGUUACUCCAGUCCUAACGGCGAGCAGCAGCAAACACCCCCUCGCAUCGCCACCUACUUCGGCCAGACCGUGGACGACUGGAAGAGCAUCAACGAGCAGCAAGGCAUCGACACGCACUUCCUACCCGGCGUGAACCGCGGGUUUGCGCCGGGGCGGCUAUCGCAUUUCUUCCAGUGGGCUGGUGGCUUUUACAGCAUCGACACCGGGUGUUCGUCUAGUGCUACGGCGCUUUGUCUGGCGCGGGACGCACUGGCAGCGGGGAAAUAUGAUGCUGCUGUUGUUGGCGGGGGGACGUUGUUGACGGCGCCGGAAUGGUUUGCUGGACUGAGUCAAGGUGGCUUUUUGUCGCCGACGGGGGCCUGUAAGACGUUCUCGGAUACGGCUGAUGGGUAUUGUCGUGGUGAGGGUGUUGGUGUGGUGGUUUUGAAACGGCUGGGUGAUGCUAUUCGCGACAAGGAUGAUGUCGUUGCUGUUAUUGCUGGUGCGUCGAGAAACUGUAAUGCCGGUGCGGGUUCGAUCACGUACCCAGGAGAAGAAGCGCAAGGGGCAUUAUACCGGCGAGUUAUGCGCCAGGCUGCGGUGCGUCCUGAGCAAGUUGAUGUUGUGGAAAUGCAUGGCACUGGCACGCAGGCUGGGGAUCGCGUUGAGAUGCACGCUGUCCAGAGCGUCUUCGCACCGUCCAAUGGACCGCAGCGGGAAAAGCCGCUGAUUGUCGGCGCCUUGAAGGCGAAUAUCGGACACAGCGAGGCCGCGGCGGGGAUUAUCUCUAUGAUGAAGGCCAUUCUCGUGCUUCAACAUGACAAGAUCCCAGCGCAGCCGAACCAGCCCAUCAAAUUGAAUCCGCACCUUGCACCGCUCAUCGGGAGUCAGAUCCAACUUGCAAACGGGCAGUCUUGGACCCGGGAUGGGCCUGAGCCGCGGUAUAUCUUUGUUAAUAACUUUGAUGCUGCCGGGGGGAAUGUCAGUAUGCUGUUGCAGGAUCCCCCGGCCUUUGCCCUAAUUGCGCCAUCCUCGCUGUCUGAUGCGCGAACACACCAUGUCAUUGUCACAUCGGGACGCACGGCGACAGCCCAUGAAGCUAAUCGAAAGCGUCUUGUUCAAUAUUUGAAUGAACACCCAGAUACAAGCCUAGCGGACCUUGCCUACACGACGACCGCGCGCCGCAUGCACAAUGUCCACCGCGAUGCGUACGUGGCGUCCUCUACAACUGAGCUGCUCCGCCAGCUGCAGAAGCCGUUGGGUGAUAAAUUAGACUCUACGCCUCCUGCCGUUGUCUUUGCGUUCACUGGUCAAGGCGCGCAGAGCUUGGGCAUGGGUGGUGCGCUGUACAACACCUCGUCCACAUUCCGGCGUCUUCUGGACUCCAUGCAGGACCUUUGCGAUGCACAGGGCCUGCCAACCAAGUUCAUAAAUGUUAUCCGCAGUUCACAAGAUGACUAUGUAACCGAGGUAGACAUGCAGGUCGCCACCGUCGCCCUCGAAAUCGCCCUAGCACGCUACUGGCAGUCCCUAGGAAUCCGACCAACAGUCCUAAUCGGCCACAGUCUAGGGGAGUACGCAGCGCUCUGCAUUGCCGGGGUUCUCUCAGCAAGCGAUACCCUAGCAUUAGCCUUCAAGCGCGCUUCGCUCAUCUUCAGCCGCUGUCCUCCAUCCGAAGCCGGAAUGCUAGCUGUCAGCCUGCCCAUGCGCACGGCGCAAUACCGCAUCCGGGACUCGGCCGCGACAUCAGGAUGCGAGAUCUGCUGUGUCAAUGGCCCAUCGAGUACUGUUGUCGGCGGGCCCGUCGCUGCUAUCGAGGCUCUGGAUGAGUAUCUCAAGUCCGACGACGGGGGGAAGGUCUCGACUACUCGGCUGCGCGUGCAGCAUGCUUUCCAUACCCGCCAGAUGGACGUCCUCCUCGACGAGCUCGAGGCUGCCGCUGCACAAGUCCCCUUCCAUGCGCCGACCAUGCCUGUGGCGAGUACAGUGCUAGGCCGGAUCGUGAAACCCGGAGAAACGGGCGUUUUCAAUGCUGAGUACCUGCGCCGGCAUACCAGGGAGCCUGUGGCUUUCUUAGAUGCUGUUCGUGUUUGCGAGGCGGAAGGACUUAUCUCAGACCGCGCAUUUGCUGUUGAGAUUGGUCCUCAUCCUAUUUGCAUUGGGCUUAUUGCGGCCUGUCUGGAGUCGACUCGUGUCAAUGCCUGGCCGAGUCUGCGUCGCGGGGGUGAGGACUGGCAGGCUGUUUCUGGUGUUGUGGCUGCUGCGCAUAGAGCUCAGUUGCCUGUUUCUUGGAGUGAGUUCCAUAAGGAUCAUUUAGAUUCUGUUCGUCUGAUCAGUGGCUUGCCGACGUAUGCUUUUGAUCUGAAGACGUUUUGGCAUUCGUACAAAUCUCCUGCUCCAACCAGCACUGUUCCGUCGGCAUCGUCCAUCCAAUCUUCAAGACUCGAGUCUACUACACUGCAUUCCGUAGAUGAGAUCAAGAAAACAGACAGCACGCUGUUUGGGAAAUUCACAGUCGACCUGUCAGACCCCAAGCUGGCCAAAGCCAUCGGCGGCCAUGUCGUCGACGAGUCCGCCAUCUGCCCAGCGAGCAUCUUCAUUGACAUGGCAUACACCGCUGCAACAUACCUUGAACAAGAGGAGCAAAGCACAUCUCCUUCAUUGACAACAUACGAGCUAACAAGUCUCGAGAUGCACAGCCCGCUUGUUCUACGAGAUGACAUGGAGGUCCUGCCACAAGUCUGGGUAGAAGCAGCGCUCAACACGAAGACGAACGUCGUUUCGGUUCAUUUCAAAGGGCUUAAAUCACCCAAAACAAUGCCGGUCGAGUAUGGAUCAGCUGUAAUGCGCCUAGCACAGAUCGAUUCAUCUACUCGCCGCGAAUGGUCUCGUAUCCAGCCACUUGUCAAGGCGCGCGUGCAGACACUCAACAACGCCAUCCGCCCGCGCGAAGUCCACGCUUUGGACACAGCCCUGUUCUAUAAAGUGUUCUCGGAGAUCGUGGACUAUUCACCCCCUUACCACGCUGUCCAAGAAGCUGUUAUCGCCGCCGACUUCCGCGACGCUGCUGUCACUCUGCAACUCACGCCUACUACCGACCACGGCAGCUUCGUCAGUAGUCCGUUCGCGGUUGAUGCGCUGGUCCAUGUGGCUGGAUUCCUGCUUAAUGCAGAUGUCCGCCGAGUGAAGAAUGAAGUCCACAUUGCGAAUCAUAUCGGCUCGUUGCGUAUCGUGGGCGACAUCUCCUCGGCCGGCCCGUACCACGUCUACGCCACCAUCCGCGAGCAGGACUCCAAGACUGGUACCAGUCUGUGUGAUGUGUAUGCCACUGACAGCCGUGAAAACCUUGUUGCUGUCUGCACAGAUAUCUGCUUUAAAAAGCUGGACCGGGACUUCUUCGCCUUGCUUACUGGUGCUACGCGCGGUCGCUCACCAAAGCCAGUGCGGGCAGCAGCCCCGGUUAGGGCUGUUCCUACACCAAGGCGUGGAAAGCAGGCAAUCCCCUCGCCCAGCCCAAGUCCCAGCAGCAGUAGCGGCUCGUCUGGUGCAAACACUCCGGUUUCCAGACCAGAUUCUCCUGGAAGCGUGUCAGACACGGUCGAUCUAAGCGAAGAGCUACUGGAAGCCGUGGCCGAGCGGACGGGCGUCAGCGUGGACGAAAUGAAAGGCGCGCCAGGAACAACCUUUACGGAGUUCGGCGUUGAUUCGCAGAUGGCUAUUGCGAUCUUGGCUAACUUCCAGCGUACAACUGCUGUGGAGCUGCCGGCGGCGUUCUUUACCAACUUCCCGACCCCGGCUGAUGUACAGCAGGAACUAGGGUCACUGGCGGACUUUGAAGAUGAGGUGGACAAGCCUAGCCCUAAGUCGAAGCCCUCGGACGGUGUCACUGUCGGUAAAAGUCAAGGUCAAGGUCAAGGUCCCGCAUUGAGUGGACGUCUCUUGUCUCUUGUUGCAGAUGCACUGGGUCUCGAGGACAGCGACCUCACGCCGUCGACUACUUUUGACUCGGUCGGUAUGGACUCGAUGCUCAGCAUCAAGAUCACUGCGGCCUUCCAGAGCGAGACCGGUGUUGAGCUGCCUGCUGCGUUUUUUACCCAGAAUCCCACGGUUGGAAGUGCACAGGAAGCCCUGGACGAUGACAUGGAGGACGCUCCCACUCCUGCUCCUGCUACUACUCCAGCAAAAGAAGCAAGCAAAACAGAUUCUCGCCAGCAAAAGCUCUCCUCCGCUGUCUCCCGGGCAGUCCUAAUCCAAGGAAAAUCCCGAUCCCAGUCUGCCCCCCUAUUCCUAACAACCGACGGCUCCGGCACCGUCGAGUCCUACAUCCACCUCAAAGCCCUCCCAGCCGGCCGACGCAUCUACGCCCUCGAAUCCCCCUUCCUCGAACACCCCGAAACAUUCGACCUCUCCAUCGAAGAAAUGGCAUCUAUAUUCCUGCGCACAAUCCGACGCAUCCAGCCAACAGGGCCCUACCUCAUCGGCGGCUGGUCCGCAGGCUCCAUGUACGCAUAUGAAGUCGCACACAGACUUACCAGGGAAGGAGAGUCCAUCGACGCCCUUAUCAUCCUGGAUAUGCGCGCGCCCUCGCUCAUCCCGACUUCCAUCGUCACGACGGACUUUGUCAAUAAACUGGGUACCUUCGAGGGGAUUAACCGCGCGCGAGACCUCCCUGAGGAUCUAUCGGUGAAGGAACGCGAGCAUCUCAUGGCAACAUGCCGCGCGCUGUCUGCCUAUGAUGCGCCUGCGUUUGCUGCAGGCCGUGAGCCGAAACAUGUCGCCGUGGUAUGGGCGCGUCUGGGGCUAGAUAACAGACAUGAUGCGCCUGUUGCGGCGAUGGAGCGGCCCGGGGUGGAUAUUGGGAAGACGCUGUAUGAGAUGAGUCUGGAUGAGUUUGAGCGGUAUUUUAACUCGUGGUUUUAUGGGCGCAGGGAGACGUUUGGGAUGAAUGGGUGGGAGACGCUUGUUGGGGAGGGCAUUUCGGUGCAUUCGGUGGAUGGAGAUCACUUCUCGAUGAUGUGCCCGCCGUUUGCGGAGGAGGUUGGUGCUGUUGUUGUUGAGACUGUGAGGCGGGCUGUUGAAUAG
Aspergillus puulaauensis is the source of this 6387-nucleotide messenger RNA. RefSeq names its product type I iterative PKS (gene PKS13). Gene Ontology annotation, molecular function: 3-oxoacyl-[acyl-carrier-protein] synthase activity; phosphopantetheine binding; fatty acid synthase activity. The coding region runs from base 1 to 6387 and encodes 2128 amino acids. NCBI's taxonomy places the organism in Eukaryota, Fungi, Ascomycota, Eurotiomycetes, Eurotiales, Aspergillaceae. Gene Ontology annotation, biological process: secondary metabolite biosynthetic process; fatty acid biosynthetic process. The record is from RefSeq and is a predicted model, not a curated record. The transcript has 3 exons.